AUGGUCUCUUCUCAGCAAGGCUACUCCAACACCACCACCGACAUGAAGGGUAACACCCAAGCUGUCAACGAGGCUCAGUCCAACCUCCCUCUCCCCGAGCAGCCCCCCGUCGCCUCAGACUUCAACUCCGCCGAUGCUAGCACCGUAAACGUUGGCUCCGGUCGCCAAGAAGCUUCUUUCUCAUCAGGUGGUGGUGCCAUCCGCGACCCCGCUGUCGGAGCUGGUGGUGUUGCCGGACGUGAGGCUAAGGAUGGACUUGGCGGCAUUCCCAACGAUGCUGUCUCUCGUGAGGCGAAGGACCACUCUGGUCUUGCCGACACAACUGGCAAGGACUACGGAUACCCCCAGAAGAACGACCCCAGCGGCAAGCAGUAG
Messenger RNA from Alternaria postmessia, 375 nucleotides. RefSeq lists its product as uncharacterized. The record is from RefSeq and is a predicted model, not a curated record. The coding region runs from base 1 to 375 and encodes 124 amino acids. The transcript has a single exon. NCBI's taxonomy places the organism in Eukaryota, Fungi, Ascomycota, Dothideomycetes, Pleosporales, Pleosporaceae.